Messenger RNA from Frankliniella occidentalis (western flower thrips), 4835 nucleotides. Its product is annotated as condensin complex subunit 1. The transcript has 19 exons. Gene Ontology annotation, molecular function: histone binding. The coding region runs from base 283 to 4440 and encodes 1385 amino acids. Gene Ontology annotation, biological process: mitotic chromosome condensation; meiotic chromosome condensation; mitotic cell cycle. Lineage: Eukaryota; Metazoa; Arthropoda; Insecta; Thysanoptera; Thripidae. The record is from RefSeq and is a predicted model, not a curated record. Gene Ontology annotation, cellular component: nucleus; condensed chromosome, centromeric region.
CAACAAAUCAGAAUUCAUGUCACCUCCGAAAAAUAUGUUUGGCUGGUGAAUAUGCAAACACUUCUUGUAAACAAUGGUGAACCCAGUUUGUUGCUUCUUUUAUAUGGUUUAUUUCUCGUCUCCCUUCCAUAUUUUUUUUCCAAUCUAAUCUCAAUUUUAUUUGCUGAUUGUCUCGUUUGUAAAUCAAAUAUUCUAUGUAAAACCCGAUUUAUUAAUGUUUGUUGUACCUACCCAAAGUGAAUAACAUAACCAAUUUUAUCUUCUAGUUGCUACGGUUCCAAGAUGACAACUCCAGUCUUUUUCAUCCCAUUCAACAAGGAAGACUUGUUGUUGGCAGAUAGCUCAGGGCAAUACUAUGUACGAGAUCUUAUACCCUGUGAUCGGGUGCCAAGGAGGCUUGCAGAUUGCAGUGCAGCACUUUCUGAUGAUGGAUUCCGAUUUAUUUUAAAUCAUUUUGAUCCCAUGUUUUCUGUUGUGCACCAUGCCAAAGACUUAGAUACAAAAUACAUUUUAACUGCUCACAACAUAGUACUAAAAGGAAUUUCAGGAAUGUGCCAAACUCUUCCUGGUCUUAUGGAACAAAUGGACUGUCACCUACGACAAAACCUUCUCAAUGCUGUUAAAAUGUAUUUGUUUUUAUUGUAUGAAGUUCUACGAUCUUUAGAGGAAAGAUUUAAUGCUAAAACUGACAAAGAGUUAGCUGUUGAUGCAAAGAGCCGAAAAAAAGCAAUCAAGAACUUUGCUGAUUUUGAUUGGGACAAUAAGAGGAAUGAAUCUCUGAUUAAGCUACAUGAUUUUAUACAUCUUCCUUUACCAAAGUUGUGGGAUCCCCCAGUUGCGGAUGAAGACUUUGUCAAUUUGGCUGCUAACAUUUGCUACAAAACAUUGGAGGACCCUCAAGUUUCUCAGGCACGGCUGUCUUACAUGAAACAUACUACUUUUGAUAUACUUGGGACUCUUAUUCAAAAGUAUGGUCAUGGUCUUAGUUGUACCGUAAAGAUGGUUCAGCUGAUGAAAAUCUAUGAGCAUUUACCGGAAACUUUAGCACAAGGUGCUGUAAAAUUUGUCCGGGAUUAUCAGUGUCGUAAUUUUGUUAGGGAAGUUAUCCGAGAAAUUACCCAGGCUGAUUCUGCCUUUGAAAAUAGCUCACCCAAGGCUUGUUCACAUUUCCUCAUUGAAAUAGCAAAGGAAGGGCCUGAUAUCAUACUUCCAUCAAUGCCUUUGCUUCUCCCUGAACUAGAAAAUGAAUCUUACUUGAUGAGGAACUGUGUGCUUGGUGUCAUUGGUGAAGUUGUUUCUGGAUCUCUAACUCAAGAGCAUUUGUCUGAAGAGCAAAAAGAAAUAAGAGAUACAUUCUUGGAUCAUCUAGAGGAGCACCUCAUUGACACAAAUGCAUCUGUUAGAGGAAAGGUGUUGAAGAUUUGGCAAAAACUAUGCGAAGAGAAAGCUAUUCCUCUAGCUUACCUUAGCCAACUCUUGAAGCAUACUGUCUGUCGAUUGACAGAUACAAGUUGGAGUGUGACUCGUAAUGCUGUUCAACUUUAUCAGGCAUUGUUGCGGAGUAAUCCAUUUGGAGAUAAGCUUAAAAUUGAUGAAUUGAAAGAAAGGCUUAAUAGAGAGGAAGAGACCUUAGCCUACUGUGAAAAGGAAGUAAAUACCAUCAUACCACCAACACGCACCAAACUCUGGGAUGAAAUAUCUCCUCAGAUCAUUGUUGUUUUGCAAGAAGCUCUGUCAGACAAGGGGAAAGAUGCAGAAAUUUCUGAAGAAGCACUGUCAAGUUCACUAGAGGACAACAUUGCCCAAAUAUCCAGCUGCCUGGAAAGAGGAAAAUAUCUAGAAGCUUUUCAUUUACUUAAACUCACAGAAAAACAUGCAGAAACAGGCAAGCAAAGGGGCAAUAAGCAGCUUGAAUGGCAAGUUGAUUAUUUUCACAAUCUACUGAGGAAAAUAUUUGUGCAAUUUGAUGAAAGUGCGGAAGAUGGUAAAAGAAAAGAAGAAAGAAAUAAUCUCACCCCUGAACAAAGAGAAGCUCAAGACAAACUUUUAAAACAGCAAACUCUUACUCAGUAUUACAAGGAUUGCAUUGCAUUUUCGGAGCAGCUUGAAGUUGCAACUGGCAUAAUCAACAAUUUACUCUUCAGUGCACAGCCGACUGUUAUUUUGGACACGCUUGAAUUUCUUACUGCAGCUUUUCAGUUUGGUUUGAAAGGAGCUCUCACAGGUGUGAAGAACAUGCUUUUGCUGGUAUGGUCUACUGAAACAUCUGUCAAAGAGGGUGUUGCUGCUGCUUACAGACAACUAUAUGUAGAUAUAGCUAGUCAUGCUCAAGGACGAAGUCGUGCUGGAGAAAUUGUCAAAAAUUUAUGCAAUCUUUUGAAAACACUCGAUGAGGACCAACAAGCUGCUUUAGAGUUACUUUUACGUGAAUGGGUGAAAGCAGGAGAUAUGGAUAAAGAUUGUAUACAAAUUUUGUGGGAAAGAUUUUCUCUUAAACUUCCUGAUACAAGUGAGGAUGAUAGCAGAGUUGCCCUCAUUCUUUUAGGAAUGGUAGGGGGAGCAUCACCGAGCAUCUUGAAAACCAAUACCCAAGUUUUAGUAUCUAUUGGAUUGGGUGAAAGAGGCCGGAAGGAUAAUAGACUGGCACGGGAAACUUGCAGAACAUUAUUAAAACUGGUCCCUGAAACAACAUUAGUAGCUUCCAAUGAAGAGCCAUUUCGUUUUGAGAAAGAUGAUGAAGUACUUAAGAAUCUACGUGAUUUGCUUAUUGAUGGAUUCAACUUGUACGAUGAUAAGUUCUACCUUCCAAUGGCUUCAGAAGCCAUUGAUGUCAUUUAUCAACUGUCAGAACAUCCAGACAGGACCUGCACAAAUCUGUUGGAAGAAUUUGUGCGACAAACAAAACAAGUGUCUGCAGCCACAUUUGAUAGUGUUGUGCAUUCCAAUAAGGAAUCAAAUCAAGCCCCUGAUAAAUUAGUUGAAAGACUUGUAUUUUUCAUCGGACACAUAGCUUUCAGACAAUGGGUUCAUCUUGAUAGAACAGUCUUUCGUGAACUUAAAAGAAGAAACAGAAUCAGAGAACUAGAAGCAGAAAAACGACGAGGUGAUAAGCAAAAGAGUAAAAACAAAGAUAAGAGGAAAAGCCAAGCAAACCUUAAUACAUCAGGUUUGAGUCGUGCAUCUGAAACUCCUUUACGCAAGGAGAAAGAGAAAGAGGAUGCAGCUGAUGCUGAAUUAGGAGAAAUUAAUGCAGAUGAUGCAGAAGCUGAGUAUAUUAAUCAUGUCUGCGAAUCAGAAGUCUUGAGUGGUCAUACUGUUCUGGGGACCUUAAGCCCCAUUGUUGUUGCUGUUUGCACAAAUCCUCAGUUGUACACUGAUCCACAACUUCGCACUACUGCCUGUCUUUCCCUUACAAAGAUGAUGCUUGUGUCAUCAACAUUUUGUGAAGAACAUUUGCCACUUGUUUUCACUAUGAUGGAGAAGUCAUCUGAACCACCAAUACGGUCAAAGCUUGUUUAUGCUAUUGGUGACCUAGCUGACAGAUUUCCAAAUCUCAUUGAACCAUGGACUAAACACUUGUAUGCAAGGCUCCAAGACAAAUCCUCACAAGUUCGUUUGGAUGCUGUUGUAGUUUUAAAACAUCUUAUCACAAAUGAGAUGGUGAAAGUGAGAGGACAAAUUUCAGAUAUGGCUCUUUGUAUUGUGGAUGCUGAGGAGAGAAUAUCUGUCAUGGCAUCUGAAUUCUUCCGUGAUCUUUCCAAAAAGGGAAAUACCUUGUACAAUGUUAUACCUGAUAUUAUAUCCAGAUUGUCUAAUCCCACCAUGAACGUGUCAGAAGAAAAUUUUAAUCGCAUCUUAGAAUUCUUACUGCCAUUGAUCCAGAAAGAUAAACAAAUGGAAAGCUUAGUUGAUAAGCUUUGUCAACGUUUCAGAGCAUCUACCAGUGAAAGACAGUGGAGCGACAUUGCUUUUUGUUUAUCUUUACUCCAAUAUUCUGAGCGCAGCUUGAGGCGUUUGUUAGAAAACUUCCAAUGCUACUUUGACAAACUUAAUACAGAAAAGGUGUAUGAGGCCUUUGAAUCUAUAAUUGCUCAAGCUCUGAAAACAAACAAACCGGAGAGAAAGCUAAUUGUUGAAGAACUUCAAACCAAAAUUGAUGAGGCUCUUAAGAGGGGUUUGGGAACUGAAGAUGCUGGAGAAAGUCAGAUGGAUGUUGAUGGGGGCAGCCAGAAAGAAAACAGAGCUGUCUCUAAGAAGGGAAAACGAGGUAGUGUUGGAGGUAAGAAAAAACGAAUAAAUCAACGGAGAGGCAACAGAGGUAGAAGAUCUAAGGAAGCAUCUUCAUCAGAGGACGAAGAGGAUGAAGCCAGUAGUGAUGAGGACUCGGGACCUGAUCAGCAACUGAGAAUUCAGAACAAAAACCGACGACAAAGAAGAUAAAAAUAUUUUUAACUGAUUUAACAUUAUAAAAUGUUUGAAAAAUGCUUCCUUCAUGUAUUGUAAAUGAUUUUAUUAUAUACAUGAGGCAUCUCAGGAACCUUUUUUUGUAGAAUUGUGUGUCUGUACCUGCACUGUGAGGAUAUUAAGAAACAGUGGAGUUAAAUUUUAUUAUAGUUGUAGUGGUUAAGUGUUUGUCAGUUGCCUGUUGUUGAGUAGUACAGUGGUGUCCGUGAAAUUUUUCUGACGGCUCUCUCUUAUUUUAAUACACCAUAACGUGUUUAUUUAUUAAUUUCUGGUUUUUAAAUAGGAUUCUAAAUGUUACCGAGGUAAUUGAAAAUUAUAUUUAUAUAUUUUACCCAUAAUAAAUUUAUUGUCUGAACCUUUUCUAAACCACA